AUGGAGCUCUCUUUCCUUUCUUCACCGCAAAUAUUCCUCACUGUCUUUACUCUUGCUGUUAGUGUCUUCCUCUAUAUUUUCAUCUAUCACCAAACUAACCGGCAAAAAACGAACCAUCCACCGGGUAAUUUUGGGUGGCCAAUUAUUGGCGAAACCUAUCAAUUCCUCUAUGGGAACUCUGAAAAAUUCAUUGGUGACAGAAUGAAGAAGUACUCUCCCAAAGUGUUCAAGACAAAAGUGUAUGGUGAACCCACCGCCGUCCUCUGUGGCGUUGCCGGCCACAAAUUCAUCACCUGUGGCGUUGCCGGCCACAAAUUCAUCACCGCUAACGAGGAGAAGCUUUUCCGGGUGUGGCGCCCACAUUCCCUCCAAAAGCUCUCCCGCGCCCCAUUCCUCCCCAAUGCCACGGCCUCCAUCCCACGGGAAACCAUGGUCAAUGUCACCCGUGCCCCGGGUUUCAUCAAGACCGAGGCACUUAUUGGGUACUUGGGGAAAAUGGACACCAUGAUUCAACAACAUUUCAAUUUGCACUGGGAGGGAAAACAAAAAGUGCAGGCCUAUGAGCUCAUGCACAGAAUGACCGCGACUUUAUCGAGCCGGUUCUUCUUAGGGCUCGAAGAGAAUGAUCCUCGUAUCAAAAAGUUUGCUAGGCUAUCAGAUGGAAUGACGGUCGGGCUCCAUUCUUUCCCCAUAAAUAUUCCUGGAACUGUGUUUUACCACACCAAGAAAGCUGCGGAGGCGAUGAGGAAGGAGGUUCAGCAACUGAUUAAGGAGAAAAAAGCUGUCAUGUCCAGUGGAAUACAAACUCACGACAUUCUGUCACAUAUGAUCUUCAGCAGCAACCCUGCUGUCGGCCGGUUCAAGUCGGAGAAAGAAAUCGCAAGCCUUUCCUCGGCCUUGGUCGUGUCCGGAUUCACCACACCUGCCACUGCUCUAGCCAUUAUCAUGAAAUACCUUGCAGAAAGACCCGACAUAUAUGAUAAAAUUCGUGCAGGUGUAUUGGACCGUGACUACCACAAACAAGAACCUGGAAUGCUUUCCAGAACCAGAAAAGUUUUCUCCGACGAGGUUUGA
Messenger RNA from Cornus florida, 1074 nucleotides. Its product is annotated as beta-amyrin 28-monooxygenase-like. The record is from RefSeq and is a predicted model, not a curated record. Gene Ontology annotation, biological process: sterol metabolic process. The transcript has 2 exons. Gene Ontology annotation, molecular function: monooxygenase activity; heme binding; oxidoreductase activity, acting on paired donors, with incorporation or reduction of molecular oxygen. Lineage: Eukaryota; Viridiplantae; Streptophyta; Magnoliopsida; Cornales; Cornaceae. Bases 1 to 1074 code for a protein of 357 amino acids.